AUGGUCCGGUCCUACAGCCCGAUGUGUACCCUGGCCUCCUCAAUGUGCCUUAGCGAGGUGGAGGAGUCCUGUGCAGCCGCUCUCCAAUUCCGUACACCCAAAAGGGGCCGAGCAUCCUUAAUGACCCCCAAUAGUCAUGUUUCCCCAAUAGUAGUUUCUUUCAGAUUCCUUCCAUCGCACAAGAACGAAACCGAAAUAGAGAAAGAGAAGAGAGACUCACAUCUUAAACUGGACACUACUAGACCCACAUCUUACACUGGACACUACAAGAACUUCACUCUUCGAGAUCCCGACGGUAACUGCGUCUGCAGGUCAAAGGGCCUGCCCUUAACUAAACUUAACUAG
Molecule: messenger RNA, 345 nt
Organism: Nezara viridula (southern green stink bug)
Lineage: Eukaryota; Metazoa; Arthropoda; Insecta; Hemiptera; Pentatomidae
Source: the annotation of a GenBank genome assembly